Chara braunii is the source of this 802-nucleotide messenger RNA. NCBI's taxonomy places the organism in Eukaryota, Viridiplantae, Streptophyta, Charophyceae, Charales, Characeae. The record is from the annotation of a GenBank genome assembly.
AGAGAGAGAGAGAGAGAGAGAGAGAGAGAGAGAGAGAGAGAGAGAGAGAGAGAGAGAGAGAAACCCCCUUAAUCCAAACUUACCCUCUACUAGUCCCAUCUACCUAUGACCCCUUCAACGUUUUGCUGCCCUAUAUACUUUGGAUCACAGCAUUGGUUGGUAAAGGUGGAGGAGGAAGGUGGGAAGGUACUUGGAUAUGGCGGGCGGGUGGAGGUGGAAUCAGAAGAGGGUGUGAAGGUACUUGGCUAUGGCGGUCGGGUGAAGGAGGUGGAGGUGGAAGAAGGUGUGAAGGUACCUGGCUAUGGUGGGUGGGUGAAAGAGGUGGUGGUGGAAGGCGCGAAGAUGCUUGGCUAUGGUGGAUGGGUGAAGGAGGUGGAGGUGGAAGAAGGUGUGAUGGUGCUUGGCUAUGGUGGAUGGGUGAAGGAGGUGGAGGUGGAAGAAGGUGUGAAGGUACNAUGGGUGAAGGAGGUGGAGGUGGAAGAAGGUGUGAUGGUGCUUGGCUAUGGUGGAUGGGUGAAGGAGGUGGAGGUGGAAGAAGGUGUGAAGGAGGUGGAGGUGGAAGAGGGUGUGAAGAUGUUUGGCUAUGGUGGCUGGGUGAAGGAGGUGGAGGUAGGAAAAGGUGUGAAAGUGCUUGACUAUGGUGGAUGGGUGAAGGAGGUGGAGUUGGAAGAAGGUGUGAAGGUGCUUGGCUAUGGUGGAUGGGUGAAGGACAUGGAGGUGGGAGAAGGUGUGCAAGUGCUUGGCUAUGGCAGAUGAGUGAAGGAGAUGGAGGUGGAAGAAGGAAUGAAGGUGCUUGGCUAUG